AUGCGGGGUGGGGACGGACCUCGAAUAAUUGUGGAUCAAAACGGCAUGGGUCCAACUGGUGGUUAUAUUACACGAAUUACAAAUGAUGCACGAGAAGAUGAAAUGGACCAAAAUUUGCAGGAGGUUUCUGGUAUGAUCGGAAAUCUUCGUAACAUGGCUAUUGACAUGGGUAGUGAAAUUAAUCAGCAAAAUGUUCAGGUUGAGCGAAUACAGAUCAAGGCUAAGUCAAAUGCUGAACGAAUUAAAAAGGCUAAUGAACAAGCCAGUAAAUUGUUAAAAUAAGUUACAUGGAUUCGUUGAGUUUUCAUCAGAAUAUUGACUGCUGGAGAAAUCUUUCAAUUCUUGGUAAAUUGCUUUGAACACAGACUUUUCACAGCCACUUCCGUGUGCAUACGUGAAGCUUUUUGUGAUAGUGCUUCACCAAGCCCUUUAUAUUCAUCUAUUUUGUUUAUAUAUUUAUCACAAAUCAAUUCAAGGGAAGUUUGUG
Schistosoma mattheei is the source of this 487-nucleotide messenger RNA. NCBI's taxonomy places the organism in Eukaryota, Metazoa, Platyhelminthes, Trematoda, Strigeidida, Schistosomatidae. The record is from the annotation of a GenBank genome assembly.